AUGACAAUGAAUUUUAAUAUUUUACGUCUUCAAAUCACACAUUCAAUACGACCGUUUGGAAUUAGACGUUUGCAUUCAUUUCAGAACAAAUCCAUUUUAAUAAUAAGGAAACCUUUUGUAACGACUAGUACUAAAUUAAAUCCUAAUUUAUCGAAUAAAAAUAAUGCCGAAAAAUCUUUUUUAAAUAGAAGAAAAUAUAAUACUACUAGUAGUACAUUGAAUACAAAUCCCUCGCGUAGGAAUAAUACAGGGUCUAAAAGUAUAAUUGAAAGGAAAAAGACUAAAGAAUGGAGUGAAAUGACUAUAGUUGUUGGAGCAGCUAAAGUUACAACAAACGUCGGUGUAAUAGCUAUUGGAAUUGGUGUUUGUGGAGUAAUCAUAUAUUUUAUUUUAAAGGAAUUAUUUAGUUCAUCAGGUUCAACUAGAGUCUUUAAUGAGACUUUAGAGAAAAUUCGAUCAAAUUCUGAGUGUCAAAAAAUUUUAGGUUUGCCGAUAAAAGGUCAUGGAGCUCCAAGUUCAAGCAGAAGGCGACGUAAUCGUUUGGUUCGAUUUCAAGAAGUAAUUAAUACUGAUGGAACACCACAUAAAUUCAUGCAAAUUUACCUUGAAGGUACUAUAACACAUGGUAUAGCUUUGCUUGAUAUGAUUAAGAAUGAUAAAGGAACUUGGGUUAUUAAAUAUUUGGUUGUCUCCAUACCAG
Messenger RNA from Funneliformis caledonium, 700 nucleotides. The record is from the annotation of a GenBank genome assembly. NCBI's taxonomy places the organism in Eukaryota, Fungi, Glomeromycota, Glomeromycetes, Glomerales, Glomeraceae.